Cynocephalus volans (Philippine flying lemur) is the source of this 1227-nucleotide messenger RNA. It is a transcript of the gene CTSS, whose product is annotated as cathepsin S. Gene Ontology annotation, biological process: positive regulation of peptidase activity; positive regulation of apoptotic signaling pathway; immune response. The transcript has 8 exons. Gene Ontology annotation, molecular function: cysteine-type endopeptidase activity; cysteine-type endopeptidase activator activity involved in apoptotic process. Bases 82 to 1077 code for a protein of 331 amino acids. Gene Ontology annotation, cellular component: lysosome. NCBI's taxonomy places the organism in Eukaryota, Metazoa, Chordata, Mammalia, Dermoptera, Cynocephalidae. The record is from RefSeq and is a predicted model, not a curated record.
CUUCACCAAUAUUCUUACCAAAAGCAUUCUACAUGGGUCUGGUUCCUCAUAUACCACUCCCAAAAUGAUGUCUUGUACUGAAUGAAAUGGCUUGUUUGGGUGCUCUUGGUGUGCUUCUCUGCAAUGGCACAACUGCAUAAAGAUCCUACCCUGGAUCACCAUUGGUACCUCUGGAAGAAAACCUAUAGCAAACAAUACAAGGAAAAGAAUGAAGAAGCAGUACGGCGUCUCAUCUGGGAAAAGAAUCUAAAGUUUGUCAUGCUUCACAAUCUUGAGCAUUCAAUGGGAAUGCAUUCAUAUGAUCUAGGUAUGAACCACCUGGGAGACAUGACCAGUGAAGAAAUGGUGUCUUUGAUGAGUUGCCUGAGAGUUCCCAGCCAAUGGCAAAGAAAUGUGACUUACAAGUCAAACCCUAAUCAGAAACUGCCUGAUUCUCUGGACUGGAGAGAGAAGGGGUGUGUUACUGAAGUGAAAUACCAGGGUUCUUGUGGUGCUUGCUGGGCUUUCAGUGCUGUGGGAGCCCUGGAAGCACAACUGAAGCUGAAAACAGGAAAACUGGUGUCUCUUAGUGCACAGAACCUGGUGGAUUGCUCAACUGAAAAAUACGGGAAUAAAGGCUGCAAUGGUGGCUUUAUGACAGAGGCUUUCCAAUACAUCAUCGAUAAUAACGGCAUCGAUUCAGACGCUUCCUAUCCCUACAAAGCCAUGGAUGAUAAGUGCCAUUAUGACUCAAAAAAUCGUGCUGCCACAUGUUCAAAGUACACUGAACUUCCCUUCGGCAGUGAAGAUGCCCUGAAAGAAGCUGUGGCCAAUAAAGGACCUGUUUCUGUUGCUAUAGAUGCAAGUCAUUCUUCUUUCUUCCUCUACAAAAGUGGUGUCUAUUAUGAACCAUCCUGUAAUCAGACUGUGAAUCAUGGAGUACUAGUGGUUGGCUAUGGUAACCUUAAUGGGAAAGACUACUGGCUUGUGAAAAACAGCUGGGGCCUCAACUUUGGUGAACAAGGAUAUAUUCGGAUGGCAAGAAAUAGUGGAAAUCAUUGUGGGAUUGCUAAUUUUCCCUCUUACCCAGAAAUCUAAAGGAUCUCUUCAUUUUAUAACAAGUCAAGAAAGAUGAAACACUUCCUCUUAAUUUUACCUGCUGUGUCCAGAAGAAAUAAGUGUGUCAUGAUCAGUAUAUAUUUACUCUACUAUUUAGAAAAUACAGUUUGAUUCUUCACUUUUUUAACU